Messenger RNA from Apus apus (common swift), 2960 nucleotides. RefSeq names its product matrix metallopeptidase 28 (gene MMP28). The record is from RefSeq and is a predicted model, not a curated record. The transcript is spliced from 8 exons. NCBI's taxonomy places the organism in Eukaryota, Metazoa, Chordata, Aves, Apodiformes, Apodidae. Gene Ontology annotation, biological process: proteolysis; extracellular matrix organization; collagen catabolic process. The coding region runs from base 1 to 1524 and encodes 507 amino acids. Gene Ontology annotation, molecular function: zinc ion binding; metalloendopeptidase activity. Gene Ontology annotation, cellular component: extracellular matrix.
AUGGGGCAGCGGGCGGUGCGGGCGCUGCGGGCCGCCCUGGCCCUGGGGCUGCUGGCGGCGGCGCGGCCCGGCCCGGGACCCGGGCAGCGGCGGCGGGCGGAGCUGUUCCUGGAGAAAUACGGCUACUUCGGCGAGCGGGGGCCGGGCAGGCGCAGCCCCGCCGAGUUCGCCCGGGCGCUGAGGGAGUUCCAGCAGGUGACCCACCUCCCUCCCAGCGGGCUCCUGGAUGCCCCCACGCUGCACCAGAUGUCCCUGCCGCGGUGUGGGACGGGGGACGGGGCACACCGGGCGCCUGCCGCCCCGCGCCGCCGCCGCAGCGCCCAGCACGGCGGGCGGUGGUACAAGCGGCACCUGACCUACCGGGUGGUGAACUGGCCGCCCUACCUGCCGCCGCGCCAGGUGCGCUUGGCCGUGAGCGCCGCCUUCCAGCUCUGGAGCAACGUGUCCUCCCUGGUGUUCUGGGAGGCACGGGACGGCCCUGCUGACAUCCGCCUCACCUUCUUCCAUGGGGACCACAACGAUGGACUCAACAACGCCUUCGACGGGCCAGGAGGUGCCCUGGCUCACGCCUUCUUCCCGCGGCGCGGAGAAGCCCACUUUGACAGCGCCGAGCGCUGGUCCCUGCGCAGCGGCAAAGGGCGCAACCUCUUUGUGGUGGUGGCACACGAGGUGGGGCACACGCUGGGGCUGGAGCACUCCCCUGCCAAGAGCGCCCUGAUGUCUCCCUACUACAAGAAGCUCAGCAAGGAUUUUGUCCUCAGCUGGGAUGAUAUCUUGGCUGUCCAGAACUUGUACGGGAAGCCCUCCAAAGGCUCUGCUGUCCAGCUCCCAGGAAAGGUCUUCACUCACUUCCAGGACUGGAGCACAGACCUUUACAGUGAGGACCAGCAGCAGAGAAGCCUCAGCACCUACUACUGCCACUCAUUCUUCGAUGCCAUAACUGCAGACGCGGAUCACAACCUCUACAUCUUCAAGGGCAGCCACUACUGGCUGGUGCUGGCCAGUGGCAACGCCAGUGACCCGCGGCCCCUGCAGACACGCUGGCCCGGCCUCCCCGCCGGCAUCGACGCCUGCGCCUGGUCCCGGCUCAGCCACAAGUUCUACUUUUUCAAAGGCGGCCGAUGCUGGCGCUACACGGGCUCCACCCUGGAUGCUGGUUUCCCCCAGAAGUGCAGCGCCCGCGGCCUCCCCCGGCACCCUGACACCGCGCUCUACUUCCAGCAGCUCCGGCGCCUGGUCCUCUUCAAAGGACCCAAGUACUUCGUGGUGAGCGAGGAGCCCCUGGGCACGGAGCCCCUGGCCAUGGAGCCCUACUACCCCCGCGGCCUGCGGGACUGGCAGGGCUUGCCCCCCGGCACGGGGGGGGCCCUCACCCACCGCGACGGCUUCAUCUACUUCUUCCGGGAUGAUCAGUACUGGCAGUUCGACCGGGCCAAGCUGCAGGUGGUGGCCACUGGCAAAUGGGCCACCCAGCUGCCCUGGAUGGGCUGCUGGGACGCAAAUGGUGGGCAGGUCAUCUUCUGAGCAGAGCGUGCCGGGACCACCUGCAGGGCUGAACCCCACCUUGCUCGCCACUGCCCCCAUCCAUCUUUAUUUGACUCUGAUUCCUGUCCCAGGACAGUUUAGCAGAGAUUGGCGUGUUGGAGCAAUGCCCUGGCACGUCAGGGAUGCUGCUGGCAUGAGGCAGUCAUCAGCCGUGGUGGGUCUGCCACAGCCACAUGGGCUGGAAGCUUUGGAGGACAAUAUUAAAAAAAAACAAGAAAAGGUAUAAGCCAUGGAGACUGUGCAGCCCCAGUCCUGUUCCUGCUCAGGACAGUGUCAGGCAUUUCCUUCAAGCCGGGACUGGGGUUUGUUGUGCUUGUUUUCCCAGUCAGGCAGGGAGGUGCCUCACAGGGGCUUGGUUUGUGGCUUGGGUCGUUUUAUGAUGUUUCCUGGUUCAAACAAAAAGAAAAGAGGUAUUUGGACAAAAAUAGGGGUCUGUGUUGUGUUCUGUCAUGUGCUCAGAGAUGUUUUUGGGGAGAAAGCAGAGGGAUUUGGUGUAGAAGCGUCUUUGGGGUGAAGGAAGGAGAAGUUACAGUGGAGCUGGUGACCCUGUCACCAAGCAGCUGGAGCGCUGCAGCUUGGCUCUCUGAGGGGUUUGGGAGCCUGGGUGAGUUCUCUGGUGUCUAGUAAGGGUUGUGCUCACCUGGCAGACUUUCUUGUGUGCAGAGAAGGUGUCUGUCCUCUGCUUUGUCUGCAAGAGACGGGAUUAACGUGUUUUUGAGUCCCCUCUGCCACAGGUGGAUGAACAGGGUUGACAAAUUAGCGGGGGAGGUGGGGAUGAGGAGAGGGUGAGCAGGACAGACGGACAUGCCCGUGCAUGUAGGCUCACAAGGACAGCUUGGUUGCAUAUUCCUCAUUCCUUUCCCAAAGGCUCCCCACCUGGAAACGCCGCUGGCUCCUGCGCACCGAGUCACCCUCACGUCCUCAAAGGGCCACUGAUUGUCUCCUGGUUUGAAUUCAGUGGCAGUAAAUGCCAGUAGCUGUUGGUGCUGACCAGGACUGGGCUCAGCUUCCUUAAAACUGCCUUUGGCUUGAGAGAAGGGGGGAUUUUUCCCACCUUGGGGUUGUGCAGGGGUGGGCUGCUGCUCCGCUGGUGGGUCUCCCAGGACUCGGACCCAGCAGUGGGUGCCCUGCUUGGGGCUGGUGGCUUUGGCACGGGGCUGUGGUGGCCCUGCCAUGCCAGGAGCUGCACAGGCAGCUCCAUCUGCUUCCCAGGGUGUCUGAGCGAGUCCUGCAGACACAGGCAGGGUGACUUCAUCUGCUCAUGGCUUAAAAUCUCAGGGGAUUUUCAGCGUUGCCAAAGGGCUGGGGCUGCAUCAUCUUUGUUUUGAAUUGAAUUAUAAUAAGGGAGUCUCCUUCCAGGGAGUCUCAAGGGCUUGGAGACCUGGUGGCAAAUAAAAGGAGCCUCUGGAUGUGCA